Molecule: messenger RNA, 281 nt
Organism: Staurois parvus
Lineage: Eukaryota; Metazoa; Chordata; Amphibia; Anura; Ranidae
Source: the annotation of a GenBank genome assembly
UGUAAAAAAGGAAAAAAAAAAAAAAUGACAAAAGCCUUUCCAAAGCAGAGCAACAGCAGUGCUAAAAAGCUGCUUCGACCUGAGUUGCACCAAUUUAAACACUUCCCCUGCUUGUGUGCACUCCCUGGGAGCGCGCAGCACCGCGAUCCGGUGCCCGCUGUGUCCUCCGGACACAGUGGAACACCGAUCGUUGAACGGGACCUCUGUAUGAAGUCCCGAUCAUGUGAUCACUGAUUGGCCAAUCAGUGAUCACAUGCAGAUUAGUAAGCAAGAUGUCACUU